UUUUAAGAUAAAAAGAAAAGAGCUUAAGCAGAAAAGUUAAAAUUCUCUUCGAUUUGUUGUCAGUGCAAAGAAGGAGAGGCGCUCUCUGCUCUCUCUUGCCCUGCCAGUGUAGGUGUUCGGCCCUCUCCUACUCUCGCGCUCUCACGCUCUUUCUCUCUCGCCGAAGUGAGUGUGAAGCAGAAACCAGAAAUUCACUCAUGGCAGCAGCAAAACAACAUCAGUUCCAUUCGGUAUUUCUCAGCGCGCGGUCACGCAGCGGACUUACUGCGCGCUCUGCCGACAAACACCAAAAAACAAAAACAAAAACAACAAACUGAAAAAUAAAUCAAACAAAAUAUAUUUUUCCCACGACGCGCAUUUUCCGCGAGUGUUUCCUCUACGCUGAUUUAGACUUUUUAUUUUGGAUUUUAUUUCACACAAUCUUAGCCCUUUUGGCUUUUCCCUUUCGAAAGUUUCGACAGUUAACGAGAGAGAAGGAGAAGGAGGAGAGUUCAAGAGUUCGAGGCGUUCUUGCGUUCCUGGCCACCGAUGCAAAUCAAUUACGCCAGAUUUGCAGUGCAAAACAAUGGCGUUAUUUGUGCAACAACAACAACAACAACAACAAUUACUAACACAAAGACAUCAGCAGCAGCAGCAGCAACCGCAACAACAAGAGCGAAAAAAGCCAACAAAGGCCAAGGAGCAGACAACGCAGGACAUUCAGUUAGUGCCCCAAAAGGAGCCGCCUCAACGACUUAUGCGAAAAAUACAAAACUAAAAGUUAUUAAAUAAAAACAAACAAAAAACAAAAACUAAAAACAAGAAAAAUAAAAAGUGCCUUUUCAAAUAUAUAAAAACUCGAAAAUAUAAAAUCCCUGAAGUCGCGCAGGCGCAGAGAAAGCUGUCAGAAAUAUAUAUAUCAUCGAACACGGCUAUUUUGUUUACUUUUUUGUUAGAGUGUUUAACGAUAGUGUCGGAAAAUCAACAAAUAAACAAAUAAACAAAUCAACAAAUCAACAAAUCACAAAACAAAUUCGAAAACUUACAGAAUAGAUAAAAAUUGAAAUUAUUAAAAUGGAGCAAAUAAGAAACUACUUCGAGCACAUGGAUUACGUGUCCUUUGGCGUUGCGGCACUGCCGUGCGUUGUUAUCGCUGUCUAUGGAUUCCUGCAGGUGGCCAGUGGCCUGGUCAAGUGCAAAAAUGACAAAAUGCAGCGUUGCAACCAGAAUGGCAGCAGCGGCACCAACAACAACAACAGCAACGUCAAUGCGACCAACAACAUUAACAGUAGCAGCAGCAACAACCACAAACGCUGCCCUCAGAAAUAUACCAACAACAACAGCAACAACGUAGCAGCAAGUAAUGGCAACAUGAUGGCCUACCAACAACAUGCAACAUCAACAUUGCAGCACAAUGGCAGCAAGCAGUCCACUCGCAAGAGUCGCUACAACAGCAACAAACAGCAGCAGCAGCAACAGCAGCAACAUUUUGGGAAUAUACAAAAGCGGAAUGGAAUCGCUGGGUUAACCGGAAGUGAGUCCUCCCCCUCGCCACCCACAUCGACUUGGCUGGAACGAGGCUACGGACACCGUUUGGCCAAUUCUUCAUGCAUCGAAGACAAAUUCCUUGGCCAGCACAAGCACAAUCCAGGACAUCGCAAUAGCACUAGCAGCGAGGCUACCAGCGAGGACAUCGACUCCAGUCGAGAGCAUCUGAACAAGGCCAAGGGACAUACAAACGGUGGCAGUCGUUGCAACAAUCUUACUGCAAGUGGCAACAAAAGCCGCUCCAAGCGACAGCAAAAGUCAACCGGCCAGCAGCAGCAGAUUCGUAAUUCCGAUCAAAAUGGCCAGAAGCCAGCUGCCGCUACGGUCGUGGUGGUGGGCCAGAAAACCAAACAGCCAAAUAGCAAGUGGCGCCAGCAGCAGCAGCAACAGCAGCAGCAGCAGGCCAAUCCCAAUCAGCAGCAGAAGCGCAGCAGCAACAAGAAGUCAGGAAAAUGUGCCAGCAGCAGCAGCAGCGGCGGCAGCAGCAGCAGCAGCAACAUCAACAAGCACGGCGGCAACAACCAAAGGAAGACCUGCGACAGCAGCUCUUCCUCGGCCUUAAGUUCGCCCACUAGUUCGCCCACCAGCUCCCCACAUGCCAAUGGCAAUAGGAAGCGUAUCGAGCGAUCUUUGAUGCCGGGGGCAGCACUGGAAUGGCGCCGAGAGCGGGAACGUGGUCGCCAGAAUGCCAACUUCCUGGUUCCUCCACUUCGACAAUACGAGCAGCUUGAUCUGGAUGACAGAAGUCUGGUGCAACAACUUCGACGCCAUGUCAUCGAUCACCACCUGCUUAGGGUCUAUGGCUAUCCGGUGGAGUCUGUAGUCCACGAAGGCGCCAUUGAGAUCUUCAAGUGCCUGCCCCAUAUGAGUUUUGCAGCUGCACUGGCGGAAACAGCGCCGGCAGUCACGGUGAUCAACUGCCAUGACGGCCUGACCAACCGAGGAGCUGAGGAGGAAGUAGAGGUGGCCAUCUCGAGCGACUCCGGCAACAGUUCACCGCGAUCUAUGGAUUCGGAAUCUGGCGGUGAAUGGAGCGGCAGCGAAUGUGAGUCCUCGAACUCCUCAUCCUCAUCCGCUGGCGACGCCGAACUAAGUCUGGAGCUGAAGUACUGCCAGUACGUUCAGGUGGAGCGUAGUCUGGCCAAGCCGUGUGCACGCUGCAAGCGCCACUUUUUGGUGGACGAGCUGACGGGCCAGUACUUGAACCGCGAGGAGUGCCAGUACCAUUCGGGCAAGUAUCAACGGUACUAUGACGGCGUCUGCCACGGACGUUGGACCUGCUGCAACGAGGGCGAGGAAUCCUCGCCGGGCUGCUGCCUAAGCGAUCGGCAUGUAUGGACGGGUUCAGUGGGAGGGGUCAAUGGGCCCUACUACGAUUUCGUGAGGACCCAACAUCGUGAAUCCAACGACGAGGAGCCUGCUGUAUAUGCCCUGGACUGCGAGAUGAGCUAUACAGGUCGUGGACUGGACGUGACCAAGGUCUCCCUAGUGGCCCUCAAUGGACAGCUGGUGUACGAGCACUUCGUACGGCCCGAGUGCGACAUUAUAGACUACAAUACCCGGUAUUCGGGUAUUACAGAAAGGGAUCUGCGUUCCGGGGCCAAGACAUUGGCCGAGGUCCAAAGAGAUCUCCUCGAACUGAUCGCAGCGGACACGAUCCUUAUUGGGCACGGGCUGGAUAACGAUUUGCGGGCACUGCGUCUGGUGCACAACACCCUGAUCGAUACCUCCAUUAGCUUUCCCCAUUGCAGUGGAUUUCCAUAUCGCCGGGCCCUACGUCACCUGACCAAGGUCCAUCUGAAGCGGGAGAUCCAGAGUGGUGAUGGGACCACAGGACACAGCAGCUUCGAGGACUCACGUGCCUGUAUGGAGUUAAUGCUGUGGCGGAUCAACCGGGAACAGGAUCCCUCAUGGAGCUGGGAUGAUUAAUGAGGUGGGCUGGGGGGAGGGGGCCUGGGGGGAGGGUUAUAUCAAACGCAAGGGGGGUGCCAGCACAAGUACUUUUAGUUGAUAAGCCAGUUAGGAUCCGACUAGUUUGUACCGUAUUUCAAGAAACCACAAUCCUAAAAUCUCAGCUGGGUCGCCCACCUGGCAAUCGGUAUCUAGCUAUAACACCGAUAUAUCUGAUAAGUCCGUGUUAUUUAGAGCCCCAUUGCCAGGUGCUGGGCCAGCGUAUAAUAUACAUAUAUAUAUAUAUAUAUGCAUAUAUAUAUAUAUAUAGAAGAUAUCAAGUAAAUCGCUAAAUAUCCAAAAUAUCCAAAAUGACAAAAUGGCAAGAAACAAACGAAAAAAAAAAGAGGAAAAGAAGGAUAAACCAAGAUUUAUAUGCGAUGCACACCGAUAUAUAGGGUACAUUUUGUAAGCGUACAUUUAUAGAGAGAAAAAAAAGAAAAUAGAACUUUAAUCUACAUAUGUACAUAUAUAUAAACGUAUUGUUUUUUUUUUUUUUUUAUUAAUAUUCUUGAUUAAUUUCGAACCACGAGAAAAUGUACUGAAGUUUUAGCUGUGAUGUUUUUUUCACUUUCUCACAUAUAUAUUUACACGACAAAUGGAAAAUGAAAAAUGAAAAAUGAAAAAUGAAAAAUGAAAAAUGAUAACUAAAAGCAAACAUUAAAAAAUCAAACAAAAACAUUAAACAAAAAGAUAAAUAGAAAAAAUACAAAAAAAUAUACACAGAAGAAAGGCAAUCCAAAUACUUUUUAGUUUCGACCAAAACUUUCAACUAAAAUCACUCCAUUUAUCAUCCAAUUUUUACCUACCACCAUUAGCUUAUAUUUAAUUUCGUUUCGUUUCGUUUCGUUUUUUAGUCCCAAAACAACCAAUCAUUUCUUUUAUUAUUUUUUACGAAUAAAGCAUCUCAUAUAUACAAACGGAAGAAGCAAAGCGAAGCGUAGAGAAGAGAGUAAAGUUUAAUUUUAACUACUUUAUACACUAAACGUUACAUAAACGUAAGUUAGUUUAAUCUUCUGCGAGUAUGCUUCAUUUUUUCCCAAAAAAAAAAAACACAAAAAACACAAAAAAAAGAAAAAACUUUUUGAUUAUUUAUUUAACGAAUUCACGCCGCGACAAGUUCAUUUGAAAAUUUUUCUUUAAGCUUAUAAUUUUUCACAUUGAACUCUCCUUCAUUCUAGCCUAAGUUAUACCAACCAACUUUUUUUUUCUUGGCUUUCCCUUUGGGGAAACCAUCGACGCGUAAUACCAUUACUCCUUGAUUCGAUUUUGUGAAAACGAGCCAAGGAAUUCUUUAUUCGAUAAUCGAUGUUCCUAGCAGCAUUAGCAGCAUAAGUUUCAGCACAAGUACACUGCGAUUGAGCGGCUGUUUCUGUAUUGAACAGAACGGAAAAGAAAAGUAAUGCAAAAGCACAACGACAAAUUGUAAAAGAAUAAAAGAAACAAUGAUUUGUUUAAAACUAAA
This is a messenger RNA of Drosophila eugracilis, 4942 nucleotides long. RefSeq names its product myb-like protein A (gene prage). The coding region runs from base 1054 to 3456 and encodes 800 amino acids. Gene Ontology annotation, molecular function: nucleic acid binding; exonuclease activity. Gene Ontology annotation, cellular component: nucleus. The record is from RefSeq and is a predicted model, not a curated record. The transcript is spliced from 3 exons. NCBI's taxonomy places the organism in Eukaryota, Metazoa, Arthropoda, Insecta, Diptera, Drosophilidae.